Messenger RNA from Aspergillus ruber CBS 135680, 458 nucleotides. RefSeq lists its product as uncharacterized. The record is from RefSeq and is a predicted model, not a curated record. The coding region runs from base 169 to 414 and encodes 81 amino acids. NCBI's taxonomy places the organism in Eukaryota, Fungi, Ascomycota, Eurotiomycetes, Eurotiales, Aspergillaceae. The transcript has a single exon.
UGAACCUGAACUCUCAUCCACCAUUACGACUCGCGUCACUAUCUUCGAUAAAGCACUCCAAUCGAUUGCUAUAGCAGGGGAUCAUGCCCACCGUCGUCCCGACCCCGACCGUUUCAUUGCGAAAACACGCAGCCCUACGGCUUAUACUAAGGGAAGCAGGACAAACAAAUGAGAAGGCCACUUUGGCCAGGCAGGAAUAGCAGUGAUGGACUUGAUGAUAUGGAAAUGAGUGCAGGCAGGCCCUCCCUCAUGACUUAUGAAUUAAUGGGUAGAUACGCCUUUUUCCUAUGCUGUCUGUUGUCCUUUCAGCCAGGAGUUUGGGCUCGAUUCAUGGUUAUCGAGGAUUUGUUUUGUGUUGUAUGCAUUGCAUUAGGGAUGGUAUUAGCAUCUAUUUUGUUAAUUGAAGGUGAAUAAUUAUUAUGCCAUGUUAUCCGUCAUGAAAAGAUUCAUAUAAUUCA